Messenger RNA from Dujonia railenensis, 1881 nucleotides. The record is from the annotation of a GenBank genome assembly. NCBI's taxonomy places the organism in Eukaryota, Fungi, Ascomycota, Pichiomycetes, Serinales, Debaryomycetaceae.
AUGAAGAAGCCAGAAAGACGUCAAUCAAUGGCUGAAAGAAGACCCAGCGUCUCUGUGAUCCCCCACUUGGCCGGGCUCGAAAAACCGCAGGACCACUCGUUGAAGUUGGACCACUGUGAUGUGUUAAUAUUGGGCACUGGACUCAGUGAGAGUAUAUUGGCAGCUGCCCUCUCGUGGCAGGGUGUUGAAGUACUCCACAUUGACGGCCAGCCCUACUAUGGAGACCACCUGUCCACUCUCACCGUGGAUCAGAUGAAGAAAUGGUCGCUGGAAGUGAACCAGGGCAAAAUCAAGCAUUUCAAGGACGCCCAGGUAUACAUUCCUGGGGGCAAGUCCACCAACAAGUUCAACAGCAAGGACUACGGCAUUGAUCUUUCACCCAAGGUAAUGUUUGCCAAGCUGGACUUGUUGCUGUUGCUCGUUCAGUCAAGAGUGUACAAGUAUUUGGAGUUCCAGAGCUUGUCUAGUUUCCACGUCUUUGAGAACGACAACUUCAGCAAGAACAUCUCGUCCACCUCCACCAAGGGUGACAUCUUCACAGACCAGUCGUUGAGCUUGGUCACGAAGCGGUACCUCAUGAAGUUCUUGAAGUUUGUGCUUCAAGACAAUAACGACGAGCUGAAGUUGAAGAUCAUCAAGGAGAACGCCAACACCUCGAUUGAAGACUUCUUGAGCAAGACCUACAAGUUGGAUACUCCACAGAUCAACGAGUUGAUCUUCUCCAUUGGCUUGUGCAACAAGCCCAACAUUAAAACUCCCGAAGCCUUGCUCAAAAUCAAGAGAUUCUUGGUUUCGUUCGACGUUUACGGGAACUUCCCAGUCAUGGUUCUGAAAUACGGAGGUCCAGGCGAGAUCUCACAGGGCUUUUGUAGAAGUGCAGCAGUUGCAGGUACAACUUAUAAGUUAGAUACUUCGAUCAUCGAUUUUGAUCCAGAGCUGAAGGUAGCCAAGUUUAAUGAUGGCUCAGCUGUCAAAGUCAAUGAGAAGAUUGUCAUAUCACCAACACAAAUCCCGAAAUUCUUAAACACAGAAUACCAAGAUCUCAUCUCUUCCAAGAACUUACCAGUCUACAACAUCACAAGGUUGAUUUCCAUUGUGAAAAGAGACUGCAGUGAAUGGUUGUCUGAACAUGAAUCUUCAGCCGUCGUAGUGUUCCCCCCAUUUUCCUUGCCCACAGAGAACGCCGAGGCUGUUCAAGUCAUCAUACAGAGUGGGAACUCAGGCGUAUGUCCUGUAGGCCAAUCUAUAUGGUACUCGCACACCACAGAGCAAAAUGUAGACAAGGCUAAGGAUGAUCUACAGGCUGCUUUUGAAAAGAUGGAAGCAUCCAUAUUGAGAGAGCUGUCAACCGCUGAUUUGGAAGAUGUUUUGGAUGAAAAAGAUUUCAUAAUGAGCGCCCAAGGAACGCCAGUUCUUGUUAAUUCAUUCAAAUUAGGGAAGAGCUUACAAAAUUUCGUGCCAAAGGAUAAAUUAGAGAUUGUUUGUAAGAUUGGAUACGUUCAAGAGACAUUAAUUGAUCCAAGUUUGUCUAAUAUCUUGAAUGCUUCCGAGUCAAACAACAUUUCAUUGGCUGAUUGUAAGGAUUCCCAAGAUAUCAUUUUCACCAAUAUGCCAACUUCCGAGUUGAGUUACGAUGGAGUGGUGAGCGACUGUAAAUUGCUUUAUUCCAGAAUAACAGGAACUGACGACGAUUUCUUUGAUGUGGAUUUUGAAGACGAUGACGAAGACGAUGAGUACAGUAGUAAGACCGGAAACCAGGCACGCGGAAGUGUCCCAACUGCUAGCGGAAUGAACCAUAAUGACAAUGACAAUGCUAUAGCAGAUAGCGACGAUGAUGAAGACCAUCACGAACCAUUUGGUGCUGAUGAAAUGGAAUUGUAG